AUGGCAACAGACGAAGACUUAUCAUAUUCUGACGAUGCAUUUGAAGGGGAAGACAAAGAAGAUACAGAUAUGCUAAACUCAGCAGAAACCUACAACGACUACCAUCAACAAAUACUUUUUUAUCGCAAUUUUGACUCAGUUUCAGGACGAAGUCUUCAAAGACCUAAAACAAGAAGAAGACGAUGGACUCAGCGAGACAUGACAAACGCGUACAACGCAGUCAAGUAUCAGGGAAUGUCGCUUCGUGGAGCUGCGACAGCCUUUAAUGUUCCCGAAUCUACUCUUCGUGACAGAGUUCAUGGAAGAGUCAGUUUAGAAUGCUCUCGACCAGGCCCCCCAACAUUUUUCACCUAUGAAGAGGAAAAGAAGAUGGUGGAUCAUAUCUUAUUCAUGAGUAAAAUCGGUUACCCAUAUACCCGAAAUCAAGUAGUCGAACUCGCUGGAGACAUGACUAAAGCGGUCGGGCGGAUCGCUCCAUUUAAAUAUCUUAAUCCAAGUCAGGCCUGGUUCUAUGCUUUUCUUAAUCGAUGGCCAGACCUAAAGAAUUUCUUGUUCGGACCUCGAAGUAAUCGAAAAUCUAAGGGAGUUUCAGGUGAUUCUAUACAGUCUUAUUUUGAACAGCUCGAAAAGGUUCUAAAUAAAUAUGGUAUCAAAGACAAGGCCGAACAUUUUUGGAUUGUUGACGAAGUAAGCAUAAGCUGCGAGAACCAACCCCCACGUAUUCUUCCCAUCAGUAUACAACGAGCUCAAUCUGUUAGCUAUUGGAAUCCGACUGUUGCAAUGCUUGGAGCUGCUAACGGUGUUGGUGAAAAAAUCCCUCCUUUCCUUAUUUAUCGAGGUGAUGGGAUAACAUCAUCUAUGAUGGAAGGAUCCGUACGAGGGACUAAAUUUUCAUAUUCAGCUUCCGGUUGGGUUAAUUCUGAUGCUUUUAUUCAAUGGUUUCUUAAACAUUUCCGUGUAUUAGUAUCUGUUCGACCGCUUAUAUUAUUUUACGACGGUCAUUUACAAUUUGUUAGUGUACGUGUCUUAGAACGCGCUCGUGAAGACGGCGUUUUCCUGUUUCCACUCCCUCCCCAUCCAGCUUAUAAUCAUUGCGUAGAAAAUACAUGUUUCUGGGCAUUUCAGGGUUAUUUCAAAAAACGUUUGGAUCGCUUUUUUGAACAAAAUCCUAACCAACCACUUUUGCGUAAUAACGCUUCACCUAUAUUGACUCAUGCUUAUGAAAAAGCUUUACAACCGAAUAAUAUGAUUAGUUUGUUUGAAAGAUUGGGAAUUUGCCCAUUUAACAAUUUAUCCUCAUCAAUUGGCGCCUAUUUGAACAUGCAGACAGAAGAUUAUGAACAAAAUAGUUUGGCUGUAGAAAAUGUGGAUCCAUAUUUAGUUAAUGAAAUGGCGAAUCCUUACAACCAGUGGUCUAAACUAGGAUGUGCAUCAAACUACCUCAAUUAUGUUAAUCCAAAUGGAGAUUCAAAAGACCAUGCAAUCAAUCCCUCGAAUGAUUCGCAUCAUCCAGUUGCAGCUGUCACUAAACUAGCUACGUAUGUAACUGAUAAUACUGAAAAUCCCUUAACUUCCAAUUCCACUGUGGUGAAUUCCAAACCGACUGCAACUGUUCUUAUUUCCCAUGAAAACACAUUUAAAACUCAGCAUACUGUUUUAACACAGUUUUCUUCUUCAGGGCGAUCAGUUACUAUACGUUUGCACGGUCCUGCAGCAAAUGCUAUUCAACCUGUUUCUUUGCAUGAAGAAUUUUCAUUUCAUCAGAUCAAAGAUCCUCCGUCAUUUGACGUUUUAGCUAGUUCAGAUGUGGAUAUUUCGCAUGAAGAAGAAGUUGACUGUGAAGUUUCUAAUUCUCAAUUAAUACAAAGUGAAACAUCUGGUCACACUAGUCAGUAUUUCCAGGUAUCUGAAACAGAAAGUGGUCAUGGUCCCGUGAACGGUGGAGUUAUUGAAAGUAUUGAUGGAGUGGAAGAUGGUGAAGCACUCGACUUUUGUGUUGUUUGUGGUCAGUUAGAACCUCCAGAGUUAUCUUGUCAACCAAUUUCUGAUCAGGCUAAUGCUGAUGAUUUACAGGUUAUUGAUUGGGCACAUUGUGAUUAUUGUAACCGUUGGGUGCAUCUUAAUGGCUGUUGUAGUGAGGGUGCUGUAAUAGGAAAUAAUUCAUUUAUGUGUGUUGUUUGUCGGAACGAUAGUACAACAACGGUGGGAAGUGUAAGAAAUCUUCAACAAGAAAUAGUGCUGACCAAAACUGACAGUGGGGAGCAAGAACAAUCGAUGGAUGUUAAACGGUUAGUAAGAGUUGCCGGUACAAUGCAGUUUUGUGCAUUUUUUGGUUCUGUGCACAUAUGUUUAAAGUUUACUGUAUUAAUGCUUUCUGUUGUUUCUAAAACUGUAUGGAAAGUAUUGUCAGCUGGAAACGCGUAUCCGUCAAAGCAAUUUAUAUCCACUUCUAUCGGUUUACAUAAAAAACCUGGAUUGUCAAAUCAUAAAGGAUUUGCGAUAAUAUCUAGAGUUACUGGUCAAAAAGAAGAUCUUUGGAAGUUGUACAACGAGGUGGUUUAUCCUCCUGUACCUAAAGUUUCAAGCUCAGCUCUUUGGGAUACUAGCAUACGACCAGGUGAAGUUACCCAUCGUCGAGAUGAUAUUUUAUACAGCAGCAAAAGACUGUGGAUGCUAGUCCACUUGAUUCGUGGACGAUCUGUAGAUGAUGCUUUCGCACAAUUAGGAUUUCGUACUGAAAAGGGAGCUAGAAUCCUUGAAGAGGUGAUAGAAGAAGCCAUUGAACUAGCAGUUAAGGAGCACGAUUUUGAAUUCUGUACAAAAAUUUGGAUAGAGUCAGCGCAUGUUUCACGAGGUCGCAUGGUUCCUCGUUUAUACAAAGGCUUACGAUCUAAAGUGGAGUCGAAUAAAUUUCAUUACACAAAUUUGUAUAUACGUCUUCGAGAAGGUGAUCCUCCGAAAAUUUAUCAUCCAAAUGAUAUUAAAGGUGUUUGGACUCCAGCUGCAACAUGUCCACCAGAAGGUAGAUCUUGGGGCUCAACACAAGAAAUGGUACAUCGUGAAUUGGAAAGAUUGCGUGGAAGACGAUUAAAAGGAGAUUUAUAAGUGAAUAUAUAGAUAUAUAGUUUUUGUAAAAAUACGAUAAACUAGUCGAAAUUUUCAUCUGUACAGAAAACACCUCUUACCAUACAAAAGCAUUAAAUCUUUUCGUCUUAUGA
Molecule: messenger RNA, 3218 nt
Organism: Schistosoma haematobium
Lineage: Eukaryota; Metazoa; Platyhelminthes; Trematoda; Strigeidida; Schistosomatidae
Exons: 15
Coding region: 1-3105 (1034 amino acids)
Biological process (GO): ribosome assembly; translation
Cellular component (GO): ribosome; mitochondrial large ribosomal subunit
Molecular function (GO): DNA binding; structural constituent of ribosome
Source: RefSeq, a predicted model, not a curated record